GCGCUCACACUUGUGAAACUUCCCAGCAGCAGCAGGUGCUUGGAGAUAAAAAAGGAAAAAUGUCUGGAUUUUUCCAAAUGUUGCGGAAGAAAAAGGAGCUGAUCCCGCUGAUAGGGUUCAUGGCAUUUGCGGCAGCAGGAGCCACCUCUGCUUCUGUUUACUUUCUUUUCACUAAACCUGACGUUAUUUUGAAUAAGACUAAUAACCCAGAACCCUGGGAAAGACUGGACCCAUCGAAACCUCAAAAGCUCAUCACCAUCAACCAGCAGUGGAGACCUAUUGAGGAGCUGGAGCUGGUGAAGCGCCUCACCAAGUGAACAAGAACCAGAACAGAGAAGAU
Messenger RNA from Salarias fasciatus (jewelled blenny), 340 nucleotides. It is a transcript of the gene coxfa4l3, whose product is annotated as cytochrome c oxidase associated subunit FA4L3. The coding region runs from base 60 to 317 and encodes 85 amino acids. Gene Ontology annotation, cellular component: respiratory chain complex IV. The record is from RefSeq and is a predicted model, not a curated record. NCBI's taxonomy places the organism in Eukaryota, Metazoa, Chordata, Actinopteri, Blenniiformes, Blenniidae. The transcript is spliced from 6 exons.